This is a messenger RNA of Diplodia corticola, 2148 nucleotides long. Its product is annotated as fungal specific transcription factor. The record is from RefSeq and is a predicted model, not a curated record. Gene Ontology annotation, biological process: regulation of DNA-templated transcription; DNA-templated transcription. Gene Ontology annotation, molecular function: zinc ion binding; DNA-binding transcription factor activity, RNA polymerase II-specific; DNA binding. NCBI's taxonomy places the organism in Eukaryota, Fungi, Ascomycota, Dothideomycetes, Botryosphaeriales, Botryosphaeriaceae. The coding region runs from base 1 to 2148 and encodes 715 amino acids. The transcript is spliced from 3 exons.
AUGUCGACCAUGAUCACCUUCGCCGCCAAUAACGAGUUCUUCCGCAAACGCAAGCGCGUGCACAAGGCAUGCGACUCCUGUAAAAAGCGCCGCAAGCGUUGUGUGCACACCUUCGACGUGGAGGAACCUGCGCUCCAUCCUGAUUCCUCGUCGGCCUCCAACUCUUUUCCUGCUCAGCCAGUUCCUCCCGGUGCGCAGCGCGCAAAUGCCGCCCCAACUUCGGCCGCAGGCUCUUACGAUGCGCCUGCGCCUGGCUUUCCUGAGCCGGACCAUGCGGCAAGGCUUCUCGGCCCGGACGAUGCUCGUCUUGCUCCCGGCUCUCGCUUCAUCGGCUAUGCCUCGCCAGAGGCCGUAUUGCGCGGUCACAUCCGUGAGCAGGGCAGCAAGUGUGGGGGGUGGGUCCCGGCCACUCCAGACGACGAGCCCGAGCCAUCGCCCUCUGCACGUGAUCAUUCAGAAGACGGUGCCGACGCCGGUCGCGCCUCAUCCGAGAGUGGCGCAUCGCGGCUGGACAAGGCUUUACGGGCCUACUUGGACGCCGUUGGUGUCAACGUCGUCCCGCCCCAACGUCACGUGGACUUCCUGCUCGGUAUCUAUUUCGAAUACGUUCAUCCCUUGCUCCCUCUCGUCGACCAACGGCACUUCUACACACGUAGAUCCGCUGGAGAGCAGUCUACCAUGUUGCUGCAAGCAAUAUCCCUCGUGGCAUCGCGCCACGAAUGCGCGCGUAGCCACUUGUAUCUUUCCAGUGACCCAAGUUAUCUUCUCGAGCCCAGAGAAUAUGCCAGACAGUUAUACGCCGCUCUCCUUGCUGGUCUCAAUGCCAAUCUUGAAGAGGAUCGAAUAACGCUGAUUCAGAUUCUGACGUUGAUGUCGCUUUACAGUGAAGGGGUUGACGGAGCUGACCGAGCGUCCAUGCACUUGGUACAGGCCAUUCACCACGCGCACACGAUCGGCUUGCAGUUUGGCCGUCAACGGAACGUCCCCAAAGGCGAAUCCACCGAAAAGAUCUUCUGGUGUCUCUGGAGCCUUGAUAAACUCAACGCCAGCAUGAACGGCAGACCGCAGUACAUGAACGAGCGUGACAACCAAUUAGAAAACUGGACCGCAAGACCCGAACAACGACGGACGCCCUUUGGUAUCUGGCUUCAACUCGCUGGCAUACUCGACAGGGUCAUCGAGCUGUACAGACCUGGGUGCGACAGUCGCGUGACUGGAUUGGAAAAUGAUUUCCCUGGGUUUGAGGACAUCAUCGGUGAUGGAGGAGACAAGUUACGAGGGCCCAUAGUUGCCGCGCUGGAGCUGUUCUAUCACGCUGUGGCUAUGCUAUCCCACAAAUCUCGUUCGAUCACAGACCCCGUCCGUUCCACUCCAUCGUUUGUCCGGCAAAGCCUUUCGGCCGUGCGGGUGAUAUCGAUUCUUAGCCACGAAUUCCCCGACGACCUCCCUCCGCUACCUAUGGUCCCGUACACGCUGGCAUUGGCCAUGUCGGUCGCCUACAGACAGUAUCGCCGGAGCAAACUCCAGGGCCACAAGAACCGUGCAAAAGAGGACCUCAAAACCUGCUGCAGCCUGCUCAACAAGCUCCGCGCGACGUGGUGGUGCGCCGGCUGCAUGGCGGACUUGGGCGCCGCAGCGUUGAGCAAGGCGGAGAAGGCGGAGCAGCGCAACAACGGCAUCCUGGCAGUGGGGGCAGCGGCCGACGAAACGACAACAAACCCUCUCGCCAGAAUCAAACCGAGCAGCGCUUUCCGCAGCGAGCAGCCCGUCACUCCGAGCUCCGACGACGUUUCGAACGGGAAUACGACCGCUCCUACUACCGCCAAGGAAAGAGGAGAUGAGGCGCAAUCGCCGACAUCUUCGACGGUCCGCAACUUGCUGAACAACAUGUCGUCCGCCGUGCCACAGAUGAUGGCGGGAGGCCAGCCGCAGCAUGCGGUGAGUAGCGAACGAUCGGAGCAAACCCGGAUGACGACAGCGACCACGGCGUCCACCGCCGCCGACUUCAACAGUAACGAAUCGCCCGAUUGGCUGAAUUUCGACAAUGCGUUUGAGAAUAUGGACACGCUGUUGGGAAGCAGUGGAGCGGAUUUGUCGAAUGAGCUGCUGAGGGGGUUUAAUUGGGACUUGGAAGAGUUUUCCGGUUGA